This is a messenger RNA of Phoenix dactylifera (date palm), 2045 nucleotides long. The record is from RefSeq and is a predicted model, not a curated record. NCBI's taxonomy places the organism in Eukaryota, Viridiplantae, Streptophyta, Magnoliopsida, Arecales, Arecaceae.
UUAGGGCAUGCCCUUGGACCGGCGGGGGCAUUUCGGGAAUUCGAAGCUGGGGUGCGGACACUGGACGGCGACCGAGUAGAAAAUGAGAAGACUCAUUCGUCUUCUUUCUCUCGGAUCCGAAAAAGAAAGGGGAAGAAGGAACUUUUCGGGUCUCGCUCUCUUUCGACAGCCGUCAGCGCUCUUUGCCGUGCCCCUUCGGUGUUCUAGAAGUCUCCUAAAAUGGCGGAUGGUCACGAAACUGACAAGAACAUUGAGAUAUGGAAGAUUAAGAAAUUGAUUAAGGCACUGGAGUCUGCAAGAGGUAAUGGCACUAGCAUGAUCUCUCUUAUAAUGCCACCACGAGAUCAAAUCUCUCGAGUCACCAAGAUGUUGGGUGAUGAAUAUGGAACUGCAUCAAACAUCAAGAGUAGAGUCAAUCGGCAGUCUGUGUUGGCUGCCAUUACCUCAGCGCAGCAGAGGCUCAAGCUUUAUAGCAAGGUUCCUCCCAAUGGACUGGUUCUGUAUACCGGAACCAUAGUUACGGAGGAUGGAAAAGAAAAGAAAGUAACUAUAGAUUUUGAGCCAUUCAAGCCCAUCAAUGCGUCAUUGUAUCUUUGUGAUAAUAAGUUCCACACGGAGGCUUUAAAUGAACUCCUGGAAUCUGAUGACAAGUUUGGUUUCAUAGUCAUGGAUGGAAAUGGAACACUUUUUGGCACUUUGAGCGGCAAUACACGCGAGGUGCUUCACAAAUUCACUGUCGACCUUCCAAAGAAGCAUGGUCGAGGAGGGCAAUCAGCAUUGCGAUUUGCUCGGCUUCGGAUGGAGAAACGUCAUAACUAUGUACGAAAGACGGCCGAGCUUGCCACUCAAUUCUUCAUUAAUCCAGCUACUAGUCAGCCGAAUGUUGCUGGGCUUAUUCUGGCUGGUUCUGCUGAUUUCAAAACAGAAUUAAGCCAGUCAGACAUGUUUGAUCCCCGUCUUCAGGCCAAAAUACUUAAUGUAGUUGAUGUUUCUUAUGGAGGAGAGAAUGGCUUCAAUCAGGCCAUUGAGUUGUCAGCAGAAAUUCUGUCAAAUGUGAAGUUUAUACAGGAAAAGAAAUUAAUUGGGAAGUAUUUUGAGGAAAUAAGCCAAGACACUGGAAAGUAUGUUUUUGGUGUGGAUGACACCCUUAAAGCUCUUGAAAUGGGUGCUGUGGAGACCUUGAUUGUUUGGGAAAAUCUGGAUAUUAACAGAUACGUGCUGAAGAACAGUGUUACUGGAGAAAUCAUCAUAAAACAUUUGAACAAGGAGCAAGAAGCUGACCAGAACAACUUCCGUGAUCCAGCUUCAAAUGCCGAAUUAGAGGUGCAGGACAAAACUUCUCUGCUUGAGUGGUUUGCCAAUGAAUACAAGCGUUUUGGUUGCACCCUUGAGUUUGUUACCAACAAGUCUCAGGAGGGCUCGCAGUUCUGCAGAGGGUUUGGUGGCAUUGGUGGAAUCCUGCGUUACCAGCUUGAUAUAAGAUCGUUUGAUGAGCUGUCUGAUGACGGAGAGGUUGACGAAGACUCCGACUAGGAAUUAGCUGACCCAUCAACAGAGCUGGCCCCAGGAUGUCUGCAAUUGACGGAUCAUUUGCACCCAGUUUCAUUCAGAUUUUACAUGAUUCCCCCGUAAUUUAUCUACAGUUUGUAUCUUUUUGUCUGUAUCAUCUAGGCAUGCGGCAUGCUAUAGAAUAUUUCUCAAAGCUUUGUGAGUGGCAUGACAUAGGUACUUCGUAUUUUCAUAAGCAGAACAGCAUUCAGCAACUUAAAGUUAAGAUCUGGUUGGUCAGCUCAAUGAAAAACUCAGGGGAAACCCAGGAAUUUCUGUUGGAUUAUGGUGCUGGAAGAGUUUUUGUGGUUACUUGUGGUUCGCUUGCUUUGCAUGUUUCAUGGCACGCUCGUGACUUUCAUUGUGUACUAUUUUGUUUGGCAUGUUUGCACCUUGACUUCGCUGCUAGAGUUUCUCAACUUACGUUUAAACACUAGCAGUUAGUUAAUUUGUGCAAGUGUCUAUACUGAUGGAUUAUGGUGCUUAAAUAUGUUAAA